AUGUUCGUUGCCAAGGUCAUCGCCGCCGCUGUUGUCCUAACCCAUGGCGUCUUGGGUGAAGGUAUUCAUCUUCUAAACUGUAGCCCGUUUGGCGCCGCGGGCAACACGAGGAUUUGGUAUUCGCUAGUUGCUUAUUGCGAAAAUGACGCCGAUUGCAGCUCUUUGGGAUAUGUGAUCCCUUCCAACGACAGGUGCAUCGUGUCGACCUCGACCACCCCCGAUUCGUUUCACACUUGGGAGGGCGGUCCGCAGAACUGUACAUUUCCAACCGGCAUUACCUUUGGGUGGAACAUUCCUGCAAAUGCUCAGUCGAAGCCAGACUUUUCUUCGGUCGGGGGCGGGUGGAACGAUUUCCGAAGCUUCGACGGUUACAAGGACAACAAGGCCAACGGCGCUGGCCUCGCCUUCCAUAGCUGCCGCAAGAUCUACUAUUAUGUUUAG
Dichotomopilus funicola is the source of this 441-nucleotide messenger RNA. RefSeq lists its product as uncharacterized. The coding region runs from base 1 to 441 and encodes 146 amino acids. NCBI's taxonomy places the organism in Eukaryota, Fungi, Ascomycota, Sordariomycetes, Sordariales, Chaetomiaceae. The transcript is spliced from 3 exons. The record is from RefSeq and is a predicted model, not a curated record.